UGCGUUCAAGUGCAGAGCGUCUACCUGUUACUGAGAAUGCGGGUGCUGCGUUCUAACGGAAUGCGAUGUGUUUUGAUGGUAUGCGACGUGUUCUGAUGGAAUACCGAGUCCCUCCCUUCCAAAGGAGAGGGUGAGAGAUGUUGGGAAGUACAGUCUUCGUCAUGUUUUACGGCUACAGCUUUAUUAAUCGAGCAAGUGAUAUUCCCUUGUUAUAUUGAUCUGAAAACAACAAAAAAUGCAUCUCUUCAGGAGUUACAAUUAUCGUGUUUACCCAGACCGCUACUCUAUGGAAACACCGAAAAUUCGAGGCAUCAGCUGGACACCACUCCCAGAGGCCCUUGACACCCAGGACACCAUGAAGCAGUUCCUCUCAGAUCGCAUCCUGAAAGCGGCCAGGUCAGUGUAUAGCGCCUUGAUCGAGCGCAACCCAGGCCUGAUCAGGGAUCGGAAGUACCACCUGAAGACCUACAGACAAUGCUCCACGGGGAAGGAGCUCGUUGAUUGGCUGAUGAAGUUGAGUGACUGUCUGCAGUCCCGGAGCCAGGCGGUGGGCAUGUGGCAGGUGCUGGUGGACGAGGGGAUACUUGUUCACGUUAAGCAAGAGCUGAACUUCCAGGAUAGAGACACCCAGUUCUAUCGCUUUCUUGAAGCGGAGUUUGGUUUGAACCACACAACCAAUGAGAAGGACUCAGAGGAGGAGCUUCAGGAGGGUUUGUCGCUAUUGGUCCAGAUGGGUCCAGAUGCACUUCUUACCAUGAUACUGCGCAAAAGUCCGAGUCAGAGAACAGCCGAUGACCUGGAGGUGAUCUACGAGGAGCUGCUCCACAUCAAGGCCGUCGCUCACCUCUCCAGCUCGGUGCGUAAGGAGCUGGCCGCCGUGCUGGUUUUCGAGUCCCACGCCAAGGCAGGAACCGUCUUGUUCAGCCAGGGGGACAAGGGGAACUCCUGGUACAUCAUCUGGAAGGGCUCCGUCAAUGUUAUCACACAUGGGAAAGGUCUGGUGACUACACUACAUGAGGGUGAGGACUUUGGGCAGCUGGCCCUGGUGAAUGACGCGCCCCGCGCAGCCACCAUCAUACUGCGGGAGGACAACUGCCACUUUCUGCGCGUGGACAAGCAGGACUUCAUACGCAUCCUCAAGGAUGUGGAGGCCAACACAGUGCGUCUGGAGGAACAUGGCAAGUCAGUGCUGGUGCUAGAAAAGAGCUGCGGCACUGAGUCAGCCAAUCAGGGAUCGUCAGGCAACAGUAACAAGUACACUGUGAUGUCAGGAACCCCAGAAAAGAUUCUAGAGCACUUUCUUGAGACUGUGAGGCUGGACACCAACAUCAGCGACCCCAUAGACCCCUGCGUGAGUGACUUCCUCCUGACUCACCAGGUCUUCAUGCCCUCCAGCCAGCUCUGCCCAGCCCUGCAGCACCACUACCACGUGGAGCCGUCUGAAGGCUCGGAGCUGGAGAAGGCGGCCUACUCCCUCAACAAGAAGCAGAAGAUUAUCCGGCUGGUGGCCCAGUGGGUGGUUCUGUACGGCCCGCUCCUCAAGGACGACCCACCCGCGCAGGAGUUCCUGGAGAAGCUGCGGGGAGAGGUGAUGGGAGACUCUCGGCUGUCCAGCAUGCUGAAGGAACAGCUACGGGACAGGAGAAGAACCCGAGUGCUGGAAAAUGGAUACCAAACACUCUCAAAGCUCAACCACCAAUUUGACUGGUUCUCCAAUCAUGAGGAGCCAGUGGGGAAGUGCCAGCCAAUCAGAGCGCAGGACAAAGUCCUGUAUGAGAUCUUCCGACUUGACCAUAGCUCCAUUACCCUGAUGCUCCCGGUCAAUACCUCUGUUCAGGACUUGAUGUCUUCCUUAGUCAACCCAGGAGGAGACCAUGUCCUGGUCAAAAUGAACUCUGCAGGAGACAGGGCACAGCUCAAACUGGAUGCCACGGCGGUCUACACAUCGCUGGGGGUCAACGAGAGGCUCUUCCUCUGCACUGCCAGUCAAGUGGAGCAGCUGAUGCCCCUGAAGGAGCAGCAGGGACCAGAAGUGGGGACCAUGGACACCCUGGAGCAGAUGAGCUCCAAGGACAUCGCCAGCCAGCUCAGCAACUAUGACUGGGAGCUGUUCGGAGCCAUGCACGAGGUGGAGCUGGUCUACUACAUUUUCGGCCGGCACAAGUUCCCGGGCACCACCACGGCCAACCUGGAGCGCUUCGUCCGGCGCUUUAACGAGGUGCAGUACUGGGUGGUGACCGAGCUGUGCCUCUGCGGGGACCUCGUCAAGCGUGCCGCCCUGCUGAAGAAAUUCAUCAAGAUCGCCAUCGUACUUAAGGAGCAGAAAAACCUCAACUCCUUCUUCGCAGUGAUGUUUGGACUGAGUAACAGCGCAGUGCAGAGGCUCUCCAAAACGUGGGAGAGAGUGCCAAGCAAGACAAAGAGGAUGUAUUGUGCUUACGAAAGAUUAAUGGAUCCCUCUCGCAACCACAGAGCGUACCGGCUCGCCGUCGCCAAACUCAGCCCGCCCUACAUCCCGUUCAUGCCCCUACUGCUUAAAGACAUGACUUUCAUCCAUGAAGGCAAUAAGAACUACGUUGAAAACCUGGUCAAUUUUGAGAAAAUGCGCAUGAUCGCCAAGACCGUGAAGAUCGUGCGAGAGUGCAGGAGCCAGCCUUACGUACCUGCAUCCCCACAGAAAGGCCUGACAGAUCGGAUGUUCCUGGACACUCCUGCAGUUCGAGUCUCCACCUAUUCUGAUCAGUCCCUCUCCCUGCGGAGUCCCACCAUCGUGCAUCAGUACAUCCAGAACCUCAAGGUGAUCGACAACCAGCGAACACUGACGCAGCUGUCCAGAGCGGUGGAGCGCUAGAGCCUGGGGCGGCCAUCUUUACCCUUCACUCAGCCCCAAAAACCAAAGGAGGAAGACUCGCAACGCGCACCUCCUCCCCCCUCCAGAGCUGAGCACCGCGGAGCUCUCUUUGUACAAAAGCAUUUGGGAAGACGCCACAGUGUUCAGUGUUCUACAGGUAACCCAGUGGACACAUUCAAGCUGGCCCUCGGAAUGCCCUGGAACGUGGCCAGGGCCUGAAAAACUGAUGUUGAAUACCUUUAUGCCCAGGGCCCAUAGUCUCUUGGCAACUGUACUGGAUUCAAAACAAAACUCAACAAGCAUCCCUAACUUCCCUGAAUGCUGGCUUCCUGCCACUGCUGUGUCCACAACUGCACUUCUGAUACAAGGAGAGACAAAAACCAAGAUGUAACCGGCCAUAAAUUCAUUCAUUUGUGAUAGCCGGAAUCUCAUUUUGUACAAAAAUAUUUCAUAUUUCAUACUAAAGGAAUUCCAGGAAUUGAUUGCCAAGGCCCACAAGUGCAGGAAUUUCCUCACUUAAUGGUUUCUAGAGCAAAACAAAGUGGCAUAACUUAAGCAAGCUACCUACCUAGUCAGCCCCGCUUUACUGAUCUGGGAGCUUGUCCAUUGCCAAAACCUGGGUAGUUUCCAAUUAGGUAUACACUGCUUAACUCAAAUUCAGAUUUAAUAUAUAAAUAUCACAAUACCAUUUUACAUAGUGGCUAGCUCCCACACUCGCCUGGCAAAGCUAUGAGCCACACAAAAAAAGCAGGACAACAUAAUCAAAGAAACAAUCUCUAAUUUUGUGAUAACUCACUAGCCAAAGGCCGCACCCCCUCUGUUAAACAGACUGUGUAAUUUCCCAGCUUCUCUCAGUACAAUGAGGGCAUUACAGAAACAUGUGAUGUUGUGGAAAUCCCUCUAAACUAACAGUCCAUAUGUUUACUUCUGUGGCCUACAUGUUAUACGGUCUUGUUUUCAGUCCAUUACAGCUGCCAGAGAGAAUAACGUCCCUCAGUGCCUUAGUAGAUGUUUCCGUCCUGAAUGACCGCUUACCCAAAAAAAGCUAUGCCCGUACUGCAACACACUACAUUAGUGAGAGUAACUACACCAUCGGCAUUAGCUGUUAUUUAUAUAUUAUCCAGUGCCGUAUUGUCAGCCAAUUUAACAGUGUUACUGCGAGCUCCAUCGCUAAGGAGGCUUUGAAGCACUGUGGGGAAACAUGUUCAGUUACCAGUAGUUUUCACUUUUUAUUAGAAAGAAAAUGCAUACAAGAACAGCACAACAUUUUGUAGUCUCACUUAAUAU
Messenger RNA from Megalops cyprinoides (Indo-Pacific tarpon), 4138 nucleotides. RefSeq names its product Rap guanine nucleotide exchange factor (GEF) 3 (gene rapgef3). The coding region runs from base 236 to 2851 and encodes 871 amino acids. Gene Ontology annotation, cellular component: plasma membrane. Lineage: Eukaryota; Metazoa; Chordata; Actinopteri; Elopiformes; Megalopidae. The record is from RefSeq and is a predicted model, not a curated record. Gene Ontology annotation, molecular function: guanyl-nucleotide exchange factor activity. Gene Ontology annotation, biological process: positive regulation of GTPase activity; Ras protein signal transduction. The transcript is spliced from 27 exons.